AUGAAAUUCCAAGGCAGCUUCAAAUUCCUGCUCGCAUACCUCUCUGUCGCUCUCCCAGCUCUAGCACAGUCGAGCUGCGGCACUCUUCCAUCCUCCAUCAACUUUUCCGAUUCCAAGCUCAGCAGUCCCUUCGUCUUCCUCAACGGCACCGCUGUCACAACCAAAGAGCAAUUCGCAUGUCGUCAAGCCGAAAUAAGCGCCUUAUUCCAGAAAUACGAGCUCGGCACGCUCCCACCCAAACCAUCGUCAGUCACCGGCUCCGUCUCUGGAAACACCAUCUCCGUGACAGCCAGUAAUGGUGGAACCUCCAUCUCAUUUACCGCAACCAUCACCCCUCCUUCUGGUGUAAGCGGCAAAUACCCUGCUAUCAUCGCUAUAGGGGGGAUGAGCAUUCCGAGCCAGGCAGGCGUCGCAACAAUCACAUUCAACAACGACGAUAUUGCCCUGCAGAACGACUCGACGAGCCGCGGGAAAGGAAAAUUCUUCACGCUGUACGGCGCCAAUCACUCAGCAGGCGCCAUGAUCGCUUGGACAUGGGGUAUCUCGCGGAUCAUCGAUGUCCUCGAGUCAAGCAGCACCACGCACAACAUCGACACCAGCAAACUCGGCGUCACAGGCUGCUCGCGGAACGGGAAAGGCGCGUUCGUCGCCGCCGCGUUCGAGCCGCGCAUUGCGCUCGGGCUGGUGCAGGAGUCCGGGUCCGGCGGCGCAGGGUGCUGGCGGAUUUCGAAAGCCAUGCUCCAAGCUGGCGUGUCCACGCAGGACGCAGUCGAGAUUGUCGGCGAGAACGUGUGGUUCUCGCCUAAUUUCAACCAAUACGUGAAUAACCUCCCCGCGCUCCCGUUCGAUCACCACAUGCUCGCUGCGCUAGUCGCUCCGCGCGGGCUGCUGAUCAUUGAGAACGACGGGAUCGACUGGCUUGGUCCGGAGUCUGUCUGGGGGUGCCAGACAACGGGCGCUAAAAGCUACCAGGCGCUGGGUAUUAGUGAUUCCAUGGGAAUUUCUAUGGUGGGGAACCACGCGCACUGCGCGAUGCCGUCGUCGCAGAACGGGGACGUCGCUGCGUUCGUCAAUAGGUUUUUGAAGGGCCAGUCGGGUGUGAACACCAAUAUCAUGCACACGGACGGCGCUAAUAAUGCCGGGUUUGUGCCUGGCAAUUGGGUUACGUGGAUCGUCCCUACUCUCAGCGGAGAUGCCAUUCCGCCUGUUGGGACUUCUUCGACUGAUGCUGGAGGUUCUUCUACGGUUGCCUCGUCUACUUCUACUGCUACUUCUACUGCUCCGCCAGCUACCACUACGGCGCCUGCUCCUGCGCCUCAACAGACUAAAUACGGACAAUGUGGAGGAAAUGGUUGGACGGGUCCUACUGUCUGCCAAAGCGGAUCGACGUGCAAAGCCGUCUCUCCGCCCUAUUACUCUCAGUGCUUGUAA
Psilocybe cubensis is the source of this 1431-nucleotide messenger RNA. RefSeq lists its product as uncharacterized. The record is from RefSeq and is a predicted model, not a curated record. Gene Ontology annotation, molecular function: cellulose binding. The coding region runs from base 1 to 1431 and encodes 476 amino acids. The transcript is spliced from 3 exons. NCBI's taxonomy places the organism in Eukaryota, Fungi, Basidiomycota, Agaricomycetes, Agaricales, Agrocybaceae. Gene Ontology annotation, cellular component: extracellular region. Gene Ontology annotation, biological process: carbohydrate metabolic process.